AUGUCUUCUAACAUCUAUUUGACAUAGACUUAAAUUCAUGAGUUAUUUAAAAUUUGUGAAUUUAAAACAACUGAUGUUAAAAAACUCGAAAUCCCCUCUUUUAGGGAGGUUGAAUAAAGUACACAUUUACCUGAAUUCCAGUAGGAAGUAUAAAUAUUGGAUUAUUAUUUAGAUAUGCCCUUUCUCUUCAGAUUCCAAGAAGGAAGAUAAUUAUACAACUAACCCUACAAAUAAUACAAAUAGACAUCCAAGUUAAGAUUCAAUCUUUGAAAUUAAGGAUGACACUGUUAGAAGUAUAUCAAAUAGUUUAUUUAGUUCAGUAUCAAAGUUAGAAUAUGAGAAUUUAAAAAGAGAUGCUCUUUGUUAUUAAACUCUGGUUAAACAAAAUAAAGAAUUGAAAACUAACAAAUAGAUAAUCAUCUAACUAAAUUAAUAAAAAUGUAAUAUAAUAAUUUCUAUUUUUUAGCUUAGCUUUCAAUUGUGUAAGAGAAUAAUAAAAAAAUGUAGAGACAUAUUUAUGAACUCUUAUAGAAUAUAAAAUCUAUUGAAAAUGAAAAUUAAAAAUAUUAAGAUGAUAUAUUAUAACUUAGAUUAUAAAUAUAAGAUUAAUUAAAAAUCAUAUAAUAAGGUAAAAUAGACUAAGAAAGGAUUAAAAUAUCAAUUAUUUAAAAAGAUGAAGCUUAUAUUAAAUUAAAAGAUAAUUAUGAUAAAUUAGUAAAAGAUUUAGAAAGAAGUAAAAAUAGCAAAAGUGUUCAAAGAGGUACUUACUUAUCAAAUAAUCCUUCGAACCCUUCGCUAAAAGGAUUGACAAAGAUUAAUCAUAAAAAUUACUGCAAUUAAAGCUUAAUUAUUGAAAAAUAGAGUUGA
Molecule: messenger RNA, 867 nt
Organism: Paramecium primaurelia
Lineage: Eukaryota; Ciliophora; Oligohymenophorea; Peniculida; Parameciidae
Source: the annotation of a GenBank genome assembly